CAAAAGAACAGCAAGAUUAAGAUUGAGGUACGAUGUCAGUGGGGGUGUCCUUUUUGGCUUUAUGCUUCAAGAAUCAACAAGGAGGAUCCCACCAUGUACAUUAAGACUCUGAGGCAAGCUCAUAAGUGUCAUGUAAUUCAAAAAAGCCAUCAUCUAAACUGUAACAGGGUUGCUAGAGAAGUUCAAGAAAAUCUCAUGGUUGAUACCGAAUGGUCAAGGAUCGGUAUUCAAAACAGAAUUCAGAAGAAGUACAAGCUAGAUGUCUCUGUGAAAACUAUAUAUAGAGGGAAACUGGCAGCCAAAAGAAUGAAUGAAGGCCACUACUUGCAGCAAUACAAUAAGCUUGCAUUGUACAGGAAAGAAUUGCUAAGGAGCAAUCCAGGGUCAACUGUUGAAAUCAAGACACAAAUGGAUGGUGAGGUUAGAAGAUUUCAUAGAAUGUACAUAUGCCUAGCUGCUUGCAAGGAGGGAUGGAUCAAGGGUUGUAGGCCUCUAAUAGGGUUGGAUGGCUGUCAUAUCAAAGGCCAACAUCCAGGGCAGAUACUUUGUGCAGUGGGCAUAGAUGCAAAUAAUGGAAUUUUUCCGAUUGCUUAUUCAGUGGUUGAGGUUGAAAACACUGAAACUUGGAAAUGGUUCUUGGAAUAUCUCAUAUGGGAUUUGAAGAUGGAAAAUCCCAUGUCAUAUACUUUUAUCACGGAUAAACAAAAGCGCCUAGGGAUUGCUAUAGCUGAUUUGAUGCCGGGAGCAGAGCAUAGACAUUGCGUUAGACAUUUGUACAAUAAUUUCAAGUGCAAGCAUCCUGGUGAAGGACUCAAGCAGACUUUAUGGAAUGCAGCAAGGUCCACCACACAUAUAUGGUUCAAUAGAAACAUGGAAGCAAUGGAGAAGCAAUCAGAUGGGGCUAGGAAAUGGUUUGAAGAUAAGCCACCAGAACAGUGGAGUAGGUCACAUUUUAGAACCACUUCUAAAUGUGAUAUCCUCCUAAACAAUUUGUGUGAAUCGUGGAAUGCUUCUCUAGUUAGGCAUAGGGAUAAACCGAUUUUGACCAUGAUGGAAGGGAUGAGGAUGGAUUCCAUGACAAGAAUGGCUAACAGAAGGGUUGCAGGCACAAGAUGGACCAAUAUGGUUGGCCCUCGAAUUGCAAAAAUUAUUGAGAAGAUUGGCAAAAGAACUCAUGAAUAUAGAGCACACAUGUCUGGGGAGUUUUUGUACCAAGUGACUGGAGGCAUGUAUGGGAACAAGCAUGCUGUUGACUUAGGCAUGCACACAUGCACAUGCAGGAGGUGGCAAUUAAGUGGAAUUCCUUGUGUCCAUGCAACAUGUGCUAUAUUUGCAAAGAAACUAGAACCUAGCCUGUUUGUGGACAAUUAUUUGUUACCCUCUACUUAUCUUGAUGCAUAUAAUCCUAUCAUCUACCCUAUUGCUGGAAAUGAUGAUUGGGAGCCGGUGGACUACCCAAUUGCUCCUCCACCAUACAAGAAACAAGCAGGGAGGCCUAAAAUGAAGAGAAUCAAAGAACCUGGAGAGGGAAAAGCACCACCUGCCCCUGAUGCAAGCAAGAUGUCUAGAAACCUUUAUGGAACAAAGAUGACCUGUAUGAUAUGUAAGCAGAAGGGACACAACAAGAGAGGUUGCCCAACCACUAAGAAUCAAUCUGGUGAAGGAAGCUCUAAGGGCAACAAAGCACCAAAGAAGCAGCAGGCAAAGAGAACAACUGCUCCAAAAGGACCUAGGAAUGUCCUAAAACAAAUGAUCACAUCAAGGAGGGCAUGGAAGAAGAGGAAAGAAGUUGGGGAAACCAAGUCAACUAGGAUUGCUCAAGCUUCAUCUUCACAAAGAGAGCAUCGAGCAACAGAGAUUGCCUCUUGUACAUCAUCACAGAAUGUGCAGCAGCCAAGUUCACAAUUUAUGGAGCAUAGUCAAACUUCCUCAGAAUGGGCAAGCGUUUGAAGAUGAUGAAAUUUAUGUGAAUUGAUGUUUUAAUGUUGGCUGACAUUAAGCAAACAUUUUAUGCUUAAUUUUUGGUUUUGUUGUCAGCAUAUUGAAAUGUAUUUUGUUAUGUUUAUUGUGGCAGACAAUUAUGCCUUGCUUAAUUAUGUUUGGAUAUUAUUUGGUAUUUAGUACUUAUUAAACUAUGUUAUGCUUUUGGGAUAUGGAACUACGAUAUAGUAUUUU
Rosa chinensis is the source of this 2175-nucleotide messenger RNA. RefSeq lists its product as uncharacterized. Bases 94 to 1950 code for a protein of 618 amino acids. Gene Ontology annotation, molecular function: nucleic acid binding; zinc ion binding. The record is from RefSeq and is a predicted model, not a curated record. The transcript is spliced from 4 exons. Lineage: Eukaryota; Viridiplantae; Streptophyta; Magnoliopsida; Rosales; Rosaceae.